CCCGGCGGCCGCCGACGCCGGCGCGGAGGAUGGGCUCUGCCUGCAGCCAGGGCUGCUGCAAACGGGGACUCUGCUGAGUCCACCCGUCAAGUGGGCCGCCCGCACGGAUGCCGAGAGCUUCGCGGAGGCGGAGGAGGGCCCCUGCAUGCUGCCGGGCCUCCUCCAGACGGGGGGCGCGCUGCUGGCGCCGGCGGGCCUCGCGGCGCCGCUGCCCCCGGCGGCGCCAGAGGGCGCCUGGGAGAUGGGCGGCGUCGGUCCGGUGGCCUCGCCGCUGCCUCCCGCCAUGAUCGCCGUCCACGCCGUCCGGUUGCUCGGCCGGCAGGCCGCGGUGCAGGCCGUGGGCAGCGCGACCGCCAUGCUGGUCGUGGUGCUCCCCCUGAUGGCCGUCCUGGCGCUGUGCGGCUGCUGCCUCCUGCGGUCGCGGGAAGGCCCAGGCCACGCGGGCCGGGGCGCGUGGGACCCGGCGGGGGGGAAGCUGCUGGACCAGGCGUCGGCGAAGGGCCGGCCAGGCCCCGGGCGCUCCCCGGGCCCGUCGACGCACUCGCUGCCGCCGAGGGCGGGGGGAGGUCCGCAGCAGCCGCAGCGGCCGCAGACCCAGGGCGCCGUCGGCCUCGCUGGCGCCCACGCCGAGGAGGGCGCGCCCCCGCGCGCCGCCCUGGCCGCGGCGCCCUCCGCGCGCCCGUCGCUGGGCCCCGCCGGCGCCGCGAGCGCCCCGAUCCUGUGCCGGUCGCUGGUUCUGCCGAACCUCGAGUCGGUGUUCAACAUCAGCGCCGAGGCGCUGCUGAACCACCGCCUGGGGAACCUGCAGAUCAAGGGCGCGUCGGAGAGGACGCUCCUCGAGUGCGCGGUCCAGGAGCGGCAGCUGAGCAUCCGCUCCGUUGGGAACGACGCCCGGCCCCGCGCGACCGUGCGGAAGGACGGGGGCGCCCUGAACAUCUACGGCCGGGAGGACAGCUUCUUCGGCAGCCUGGAGGCGGCGAGCGGGCCCAACGACUGCGGCCUGGUCCAGGACGUGCCUGCGGUGCUGGCGGAGCCCGGCGGCCAGCUGCAGUUCCGGGCCUUCGCCAUGGACGGCCAGCAGCUCGCGGCCGGAGGGUGCGUCGGCGGCGAGUGGCGACUGCAGGUGCGGGCGAACGCGGACGCGAUCCUUAUCACGUCGUGCAUACUGGCGAUGAUCUUCUUCACCCCGGCGGCCCGAUCCAGCAUCCCGGGGUGGCCAGGGCCGCGCGAGAUCGCGCCGAGCGGGGAAACAACGGCGGGGCAGCCGAAGGCGAGAGGUUGCCGCCGUCCAGAGGUUGCCGGACGUGAUUCUGGCCCAGUGCUCCCUUACUUUAUUAGUGAAUUUGAUUGGUUUGAGGGUUUGAACAAUGGUGGCAGCCACGCAGAGGGCGUGCGUAGCGACGCCCCAAAUCCUCGGUCCCCAGUACUCCUACGUGGCGGCGCCCCCGCAGGCACGCAGAGGG
Messenger RNA from Prorocentrum cordatum, 1463 nucleotides. The record is from the annotation of a GenBank genome assembly. NCBI's taxonomy places the organism in Eukaryota, Dinophyceae, Prorocentrales, Prorocentraceae.